AUGAUCUUCGGCGACAACCACCUCACCCUCCACCACACCCCCACCGCCUACACCCUCACCUUCACCCCCGAACCAGCCCUGGACCUAGUAGACAAAACCGGCUCCACCGGCCUCCUCAAAGUCCACUACGCCACCGCCUGGUCAGCCACACGAGAGAAAACCUCUGCUGGAAUCAAAGAGGUGGUCAAGCCCUUCGAUUGGAGUUACACCACCUCCUACCGCGGAACCGAAACCCCCGGUUUGGGUGGACAAAAGUUGCAAAGGGAUGACAAUGCGAGGAUACCAGUCGAGCUGUUACAGAGACGAGACCCGAUAUUGUUCGCCGAUGAGGUUGUGCUCUACGAGAGCGAGCUGGAUGAUAACGGGGUCAGCGUCUUGACUGUUAAAGUCAGGGUGAUGGAGCAGAGGAUGUUGGUGCUCUGCAGGUUUUUUCUGAGGUUGGAUAAUGUUUUAGUUAGGGUGAGGGAUACGAGGGUUUAUGUUGAUUUUGGGGAGGAGAGGGUUGUCAGGGAGUAUACGGCUCGGGAGGGGGUGUUUGGGGAAGUGAAGAAGAAAUUAUACAUGGAGGGUCUGAUGCCUGAUCAAAUCACCAUUGCGUUCAGGGAUGCAAACCAGAUUGCGCAUUUGCUCCCCGUGGUGGAGCAUGAGGUUGAGAGUGUUUGUCUCGAGGCGGAGACGGGGCAGACACAGGAAGGCAGGUGA
Molecule: messenger RNA, 702 nt
Organism: Podospora bellae-mahoneyi
Lineage: Eukaryota; Fungi; Ascomycota; Sordariomycetes; Sordariales; Podosporaceae
Gene: TIP41
Product: Tap42 interacting protein
Exons: 2
Coding region: 1-702 (233 amino acids)
Biological process (GO): TOR signaling
Cellular component (GO): cytosol
Source: RefSeq, a predicted model, not a curated record